Molecule: messenger RNA, 4988 nt
Organism: Hymenoscyphus albidus
Lineage: Eukaryota; Fungi; Ascomycota; Leotiomycetes; Helotiales; Helotiaceae
Source: the annotation of a GenBank genome assembly
CGCGUAAAUACUUUAUCUGCCCCGAGAUCUUGAGGAGAAAGGGCAAGAAAUUCCUUCAUUUAAUUCUCGUGCAUUACUAAUAAUCUCUCUCUCACCCUCUUCCGCUUCCUCUCCUUCCUUCUCGGUCCUCUAGGACUUGGAACUCACGCCUGGCCCUACGCCGACUAAUACACACCCUACCUAAUUUUCUGGGUGCUACCGCGCCGUAUACACACUCAACAUGGCCCAACCAGGCGACACAACAAGCAAUAGCACAGCGAGAACUUCCACUGAUACCGUCACCGAUCAGGAAGCACAGAGGGAAAACGCUCGGCAAAAUAACCCCAAUGGCUUUGUGAGCACAACCAGCGGCGUCGAUGUAGCUGCCUCAGAAGCCGAGUUUGCGGCCCUCAGAAGAGAACUCACAGGCAUCAGUCAGACAAACAAGAGAUUGUCCCGAGAGCAGUCCCGGCAAGCAAAAAACAAGGAUGCUGAGAAGGAUAUUGAAAGUGCCCGCUCGGAAAGCGAAGGAGAACAAUUCGACCUCGAAGCUACUCUCCAUGGUAAUCAUGCCGCUGAAGAAGAAGCUGGCAUCCGAUCCAAGAAUAUUGGGGUCGUCUGGGAUGGUCUCACCGUUUCUGGUAACGGAGGGUCAACCAACUUUGUCAGGGUUUUCCCAGAUGCCUUUGUCAGCUUCUUCAAUGUUUGGGAGACGGCGCAGCAAAUAUUUGGAUUCGGAAGUAAGGGAAGGGAGGUCAAGAUUUUGGAUGAUUUUAGCGGUGUUAUGAAGCCUGGAGAAAUGGUUUUGGUGUUGGGAAGACCUGGGAGCGGUUGCACCAGCUUCUUGAAAGUCAUCACCAACCAAAGAGCUGGUUACACUGGAGUCGACGGCGAGGUUUCCUACGGACCAUUCAGUGCGGAGGAAUUCAAGCAGCAAUAUCGCGGAGAAGCGGUUUACAACCAGGAGGAUGACAUUCACCACCCAACCCUCACUGUUGGGCAAACUUUGGGCUUCGCGCUUGAUACCAAGGUUCCUGGUAAGCGACCCAUGGGAAUGAGCGCAGCCGACUUCAAGGAGAAAGUCUUAACUACACUCCUGAAAAUGUUCAACAUUGAGCAUACUAGAAACACCAUUGUGGGCAACCAAUUCGUCCGCGGUGUGUCUGGAGGGGAGCGCAAGCGUGUCUCCAUUGCUGAAAUGAUGUGUACAUCAGCCACUGUGCUCUCCUGGGACAACGCCACUCGAGGCUUGGACGCCUCGACGGCUCUUGAUUAUGCGAAAUCGCUCAGAGUCAUGACAAAUGUCUACAAGACCACGACUUUUGUUUCAUUGUACCAGGCAAGUGAGAACAUCUACAAGCAAUUCGACAAGGUUAUGGUCAUCGACAGUGGACGGCAGGUUUACUUUGGGCCAGCGAAUGAGGCGAGAGCUUAUUUUGAAGGGUUGGGCUUCAAGGAGAAGCCAAGACAAACUACUCCAGAUUACUUAACUGGUUGUACCGAUGAGUUCGAGAGAGACUACGCUCCAGGACGAUCGCCAGACAAUGCGCCAAGUACCCCAGAAACAUUGGCUAAAGCCUGGAACGAGUCAAAGAUUGCUCAAGGUGUGCGCGACGAGAUGGCAGAAUAUCGCCAAUCCAUCGCCGCAGACGUGCAGAGACACGAGGACUUCAAGGUCGCUGUCAGUGAGGGUAAGCGCACAGGAGUCUCCAAGAAAUCCGUCUUCACGAUCCCAUACUACAUGCAAAUAUGGAUGCUCAUGAAGCGACAAUAUCUCAUAAAGUGGCAAGACAAGUUCGCGCUUGUCGUCGCUUGGAUUACAAGUAUCACCAUCGCGAUCGUCCUGGGAACCGUCUGGCUCAAACUCCCCCAAACCUCGGCUGGCAUGUUCACCAGAGGUGGAUUGCUCUUCAUUGCCUUGCUUUUCAACGCGUUUACAGCCUUCUCCGAACUAGCUAGUACCAUGUUGGGCCGUCCAAUUGUCAACAAACAUAAGGCCUUCACUUUCCACCGUCCAUCUGCACUGUGGAUUGCUCAACUUGGAGUCGACACGCUAUUCGCAUCCGCUCAAAUCUUCGUUUUCUCCGUCAUCGUGUACUUCAUGUGUGGACUUUAUCUGGCACCAGGAGCCUUCUUCAUAUUCUACAUCAACAUCAUUGCUGGGUAUCUUGCGAUGACAUUGUUUUUCAGAACUGUUGGAUGUCUCUGCCCCGAUUUUGAUUAUGCUCUCAAGUUUGCCGCUACAAUCAUCACUUUCUUCAUUCUCACCUCCGGAUACCUCAUCCAAUACCAAUACGAGAAGGUCUGGCUCCGCUGGGUCUACUGGAUCAAUGCACUCGGAUUAGCAUUCUCUGCCAUGAUGGAAAACGAAUUUGGGAGAAUUGACUUUACUUGCACGGCUGAAUCCUUGGUCCCAUCGGGACCCAAUUACACAGAUAUUGCCCACCAGGUGUGCACCCUCCCUGGUGCUGUAACCGGAACCAAUAUUGUUUCGGGAGUAGAUUAUAUAUCACAAUCCUUCUCAUUCAACAAGGGCGAUCUCUGGAGAAACUUCGGAAUCGUUAUUGCACUCGGAGUCGCAUUCCUCAUCUCCAACGCCACUCUCGGCGAGUGGCUGACAUUCAACGAGGGUGGAAACACUGCUAAAGUAUUUCAAAAGCCCAACGAGGAACGUGAUGAGCUCAACGCUGCUCUGCAUGCAAAGAAGGAAGCCAGAAGAUUGAACAAGGGUAAUGAAUCUGAAGAAUCUUCUAGCGACAUCAAGAUUGAGUCCAAGGCUGUUCUUACCUGGGAAGGAUUGAAUUACGAUGUUCCUACACCUUCGGGAGAACUGCGUUUACUCAACAACAUCUACGGCUAUGUUAAACCUGGUCAACUUACCGCCCUUAUGGGCGCCAGUGGUGCUGGUAAAACAACGCUCUUGGAUGUUCUCGCUGCCAGGAAGAGUAUCGGUGUCAUCUCCGGUGAUGUUCUUGUGGACGGAGUGAAACCUUCGAGCUCAUUCCAGCGCCAAACUAGUUAUGCUGAACAACAAGAUGUUCACGAGUCCACACAAACCGUCCGUGAAGCCCUACGAUUCUCCGCCGAUUUACGUCAACCAUUUGAAACACCUCAAGCCGAGAAAUACGCCUAUGUUGAGGAAAUCCUGAGUCUGUUGGAGAUGGAGGAUAUUGCCGACGCGAUUAUUGGAGACCCAGAAACCGGCCUGGCAGUUGAACAACGGAAACGGGUAACCAUCGGUGUCGAACUUGCUGCUAAACCGGAGUUGUUGCUGUUCUUGGACGAGCCUACGUCAGGUUUAGACUCUCAAUCCGCUUUUAAUAUCGUUCGUUUCUUGAAGAAAUUGGCAAACGCUGGACAGGCAAUUCUAUGCACCAUCCACCAACCUAACGCUGCUUUGUUUGAGAACUUUGACCGGCUCCUCUUGCUUCAACGCGGUGGACGAACUGUUUACUUUGGUGAUAUUGGAAAGGACGCUUGUGUACUUCUUGAUUAUUUGAGAAAGCAUGGUGCUGAAUGCCCACAUGACGCAAACCCCGCUGAAUACAUGCUCGAUGCCAUAGGCGCUGGUCAAGCAGCAAGAGUUGGAGAUCGAGACUGGGCUGAAAUCUUUGCUGACUCCCCAGAGUUGGCCAACAUCAAGGACACUAUUUCUCAAUUGAAGUCCCAAAGACUUGCCGAGGUCGGUAACAAACCACAUGUGGAAGAAAAGGAAUUUGCUUCUCCAUUCAUGCACCAAUUCAAGACAGUCCAAAGGCGUACCAACCUCGCUUUCUGGCGAUCUCCCAACUACGGCUUCACCAGAUUCUUCGUCCACAUUAUCGUCGCUCUCAUCACCGGUCUGACAUAUCUGCAUCUCGAUUCUUCGAAAAACUCUCUUCAAUACCGUAUUUUCGUCAUCUUCCAAACUACCGUCCUUCCAGCCUUGAUCCUUGCCCAGGUUGAACCACAAUAUGCCCUCUCCCGCAUGAUAUUCUAUCGUGAAGCAUCUGCGAAAAUGUACGGGCAAUUUGCAUUCGCUUCCUCCUUGGUCGUUGCAGAGAUGCCGUACUCUAUUUUGUGCGCCGUUGGUUUCUUUCUGCCUAUUUACUACAUGCCAGGAUUCAGCUCGGAAUCCUCCAGAGCAGGUUACCAAUUCUUCAUGGUUCUCCUCACGGAAAUUUUCUCCGUUACCCUUGGACAGAUGGUUGCUGCCAUGACCCCCUCGCCAUUCAUCUCUUCCCUCGUGAACCCCUUCAUCAUCGUCACAUUCGCCCUCUUCUGUGGUGUCACCAUCCCCAAACCUGCAAUGCCCAAGUUCUGGCGUUCCUGGCUCUACGAUCUCGACCCUUUCACUCGUCUCGUCGGUGGUAUGGUCGUUACUGAGCUCCAUGAUUUGCCCGUUGUCUGCACCAGCGAAGAGCUCAACAGGUUCACUGCGCCAAUUGGACAGCAAUGUGGUGAAUACAUGGCGGACUUCUUCGCUAACGGUGGUCCUGGGUACCUUGUCAACAACGCCACGAGCGCGUGUGAGUACUGCUCGUACAAAGUUGGUGAUGAGUUCUAUAACACCCUGUUGCUUUCUUUCGACAACCGAUGGAGAGACUUGGGUAUCUUUGCGGCAUUUAUUGGUAGCAAUCUGAUUUUCUUGUUUUUGGCUGUAAGUACCCCCUUUGUUCUUCCUCACGACCUUCUCGAACAUGUACUAAUUUUUCCCAUAGUCGAGAUUCCUCAACUUCAACCGCAGAUAAGCGGUCUUCUGUCUUGCCUUGUGUCACUAGUACACAGGAUGUCUAUUUCUUACUUGCUUGUUAAUGCAGCGAUACUUAGACCGGGUGGUAGCUUAGAGGUCGGACGAUCUUAUGGGAUAAUUACUGUUACAGACUUUCAUAUUUAUGGGUAGAAUGAAUUUUUAAUGGAAAAGUCGAGAUGUAUGUUUUGUGGGGGUGGGGGACUUCGGACUUAGAAUGUAUCUUCAGUAGAUCUGGCAUAUCUGUAUAUAUAGCAUAUUACAGAUAUUCAUGUAGCCA